GUAAAGGCUCAGUAGUCAGAGACCAGAUAGACGGAACGAUAGCGAGAUCGACUCAGAGAUCUAGAAAAUUAAAAAAAAAAGUCGACAGCUGCCGCCGCAGCCCCCUCUCCUGGCCCUCACCCGAAGCUCCAGCCCCUCUUCCCCUCCCUCUCCCCAUCUUGCGCUCUUGCUCCCUCCCUCCUCCUCUCCCCCUCCCUUCCUCUAUCCCUCCCUCCUUCUGUCCCGUCUAGCCUUCACCUCCCGCAGCAGGAGCCGUCUGCUCCUCUCGGGCUUGGGAGCUGCCCGCACUGCCCUGCUCUGCCCGACCUUGCCCUGCCCUGCCCUGCCCUGCCCAGCUCGGCCCUGCCCUGCCCUGCCAGGCCCUGGCUCGGGUCCGCUCGGCUCCUCUUUGCUCCCCGGGACCCGUGGUGCUCGCCCGCCUGCCCGGCCUGCCCGGCUCAGUUCCCGUGGGUUCGGCUCGGCUCGGCUCUGUCGGACAUUCAGUAGUCCGAGCCAGAGUCUGCCUAAGAGGCUGAGGCACAGAGAUUGGAAGGGAGGGAGGCAAGGCUGCUGCGGGCCUCGGGCCGGGCUCCGCUGGGGCCCCGAGAGGCCCCAUGGGAGCGUGAGGAGCCCCGGGCCCGGCCCGACGGACAAACGGACACAGAGAAACAGCCCAGGGCCCAGGAGCGGUGACAUCUCUGCGAAAAGUGCCCCAAUUUCAAAGAGCGAAUCGCCUUUAGACCCAGAGCUUGAGCCGGAGCCAGAGCCCAAACGGAGCGAGAGCCGCCAUGCCGCCGGGGCCCUCGCCCCCUUCUCCGCGGCUGCUGUUGUUGCUGCUGGUGACCGGGUUGCGGGCCGCAGCCGGAGGAGGGGCCGGUGGGGGAGGCUACGCGCAAGUGAAGUACGUGCAGCCCAUGGUGAAAGGACCAGCCGGGCCCCCCUUCCGGGAAGGCAAGGGCCAAUACCUGGAACUGCCACCACCAAUGCUGCCAAUGGAUCUGAAAGGGGAACCUGGACCACCUGGAAAGCCUGGCCCUCGGGGCCCUCCAGGACCUCCUGGUUACCCGGGAAAGCCAGGCACAGGCAAGCCAGGUCUGCAUGGUCAGCCAGGCCCCGCUGGCCCCCCAGGCUUCUCUAGGAUGGGUAAGCCAGGUGUCCCAGGUGUCCCAGGCAAGGUGGGCAGCAAGGGCGAGCCAGGUCCCAAAGGUGAACCAGGCCUUCGGGGGGACCAGGGCCUUCGAGGACUGCCAGGACCUCCCGGACUUCCAGGCCCAUCAGGCAUUGCUGUUACUGGCAAACCAGGCCCACAGGGCGCUCUAGGUCCACAAGGCUUUAGGGGGGAACCAGGGCCCAGAGGAGAGCCAGGACCUCGGGGGGAAAGAGGCCUCAAGGGAGAUAAUGGGGUGGGCACACCAGGCCAACCAGGUGUUCCAGGAAAUGGAGGUCCCCCUGGCCCUCCAGGACCUCCAGGUCCUAUGGGCUUGGGCAAACCUGGCCUGGAUGGCCUUCCAGGAGCCCCCGGAGACAAGGGAGCCACUGGGGCCCCUGGGGGACCAGGACAAACUGGGGAACCAGGAGCCCUGGGCCCAAGGGGUCCCCCAGGACUAGAUGGCAUUGGGGUACCUGGGGCAGUAGGUGUACCUGGGCCCCAGGGGCCUAUUGGUGCAAAGGGGGAACCUGGGAUCAGAGGCCUUCCUGGCCUGCCUGGCCCUACAGGCUAUGGAAAACCAGGGCUUCCAGGCCUCAAAGGGGAAAGAGGCCCAGCAGGGAUCCCAGGAGGACUAGGUGACACAGGUGAGCCAGGAGAGGAUGGUGAGCCAGGUGAACCAGGACCUCAGGGCCUUAUGGGCCCUCCUGGCCUUCCUGGGUCCAUGGGACUACCAGGGAGGCAUGGGCUACCUGGACCCAAAGGGGAGGCAGGACCAAGUGGACCUCCAGGGGUGCCUGGGAUCCGUGGCGAUCAGGGCCCAAGUGGUGUUGUGGGAAAACCUGGAGUUGUUGGAGAAAGGGGAUUACCUGGAGCACAGGGACCUCCAGGGCCAAGUGGGCCCAAGGGAGAACCAGGCAUCGUUGGGCUGCCCGGGGGACCAGGUGCGGCAGGAGGGCUGGGACAGAAAGGGGAGGUAGGCCUUCCAGGACAACCUGGCCUGAGAGGACCCUCAGGGAUUCCUGGGCUUCAGGGCCCAUCAGGUCCCAUCGGACCCCAGGGGCUUCCAGGCCUGAAAGGGGAACCAGGUCUUCAAGGUCCUCCCGGGGAAGGCAGAGUGGGUGAGCCAGGCUUAGCUGGACCUACAGGCCCCCCUGGCAUCCCAGGAAACCCGGGUCUCAAUGGCCCCCCAGGGCCUCCAGGGCCCCCGGGCCCCCCCGGGCCCCCAGGGGGGUUAGAUGAGAUGGGCAUCGCAGGGCUGCACUUGCCCAAUGGGGGGGUGGAGGGGGCAGUGCUGGGCAACGGCAGAGGGGCCAAACCGCAGUCUGGUCUCGGGGAGCUGUCCGUGGGUGUUGCCCCAGCUUUUACUGCUGUGCUCACUUCACCCUUCCCUGCUUCGGGGAUGCCCGUCAAGUUUGACCGGACACUGUACAACGGGCACAGUGGGUACAACCCCGCCACGGGCAUCUUCACCUGCCCCAUCGGCGGCGUCUACUACUUCGCUUACCACGUGCACGUCAAGGGCACCAGCGUGUGGGUGGCGCUGUACAAGAACAACGUGCCGGCCACCUACACCUACGACGAGUACAAGAAGGGCUACCUGGACCAGGCGUCGGGCGGGGCCGUGCUCGAGCUGCGCACCAACGACCAGGUCUGGGUGCAGAUGCCCUCGGACCAGGCCAACGGCCUCUACUCCACCGAGUACAUCCACUCGUCCUUCUCGGGCUUCCUGCUCUGCCCCACAUAACGGCCGGGGCCGCGGCCGCACCUCCCCUCCCCACACCCAUCUUUAGUCGUAGUGUUAUUUUUUAAUUAAAAGAAAAGGAUUUGAUGGUUAGAGAGAAGACACUGGGAGACGGCAGUGGCUAGAGGAGAUGGGCUUUCUUCUUCCGGCUGCCUCUGAAAGAGACUGAUCCCCAAGGAGGCUGUGCGAAGGUGGGACUGCCUGCCCUCCCCCAUUCCUCCCGGGACCGGGGCUGACCAUGGUGCCGGAUUGAAGGAAUGGCCGCUGACCAGCUUCAGAGAUGAUGAGCAUUAAUUCACACUCAGGGCCCGUGGCUCCUGGCUUCCAGGCCUUAAUUGGAAUUACUCCACUCCUGUCCCAAGGAUUGGGGGACUCAUGGGCCUCCUGUGCACGUCUUGGGGCAGAGACUCACUGACCAUUCUGCCUCUCUCCAUCCCUGGGCUUCUCUUCUGAGUGGAAGAAGGGAGGGCUUCUCACACUCAGACUGCACUGAGGAGUCAAAGAAGUUUCCCGCCCCAACCGCCCCCAGCUUCCAGUGUGGGGGGCUUCUGGCUCCAAGACAGGUUAUUCUGGAAGAGAGGAAGACAAGCCCCUAGAUACUUUUUGCCAAAGAUGCCAUGAUGGCCCAGGUAGUGUCCCUUUAGGAACAAAGUGCAAUAGGCCAAUUUUCUGUACUGCUCACCAACUGCCCCUAAGUAGUCCAAUAGAUGGGUGAAUAGGGAUGAAACUUGAGGCUGGAUCGGGCCGUCUUACAGGGCUUAAUACCGCACUCGUCUUUGCCUUCUUCAAUCUCCCACAACCCAAGCUCCUAUUGGAGGAAGGGAAGGGGAAAUGGGGAGACAGCGAUAAGGAAACAUUCACUGCCAAAGGGACUCUUAAAGCAAUAGGAAGACAAGAUACCCCAAUAUGGAGAGAAUGGAAAGGCACUUCCAAAGCCACUGCGUGGAUGGGGUGCAGUGUAUCCAAUAUUGGGAUACUGCAGUAAACCUACCUCCACCAGACCCAAAUAAAGAGUGUUUUAUGGGUAAGGCUCAGGCAUUGCAGCCCCUGCUCCUAAAGUCCUCAGGCAAAGUCAGGGGAGCUACCAGUCUGUGGUAGAUUGACUGGAAUCUAGGUAUUUAUUGGAGUCUUCAUUCCCACCUCGCUUUCCUGAACAAGAGCCAUGAAGCAAGGGGUCAGGGGCCCUCUCCCCUUUCAUUUUGAUGCUCUGCGUGAUCUUAGGGCCUAGAAAACUAAAUAGCAGAAAGACUGGAUGGUAACAGAUGUUAGUCUUGGCAGCCACCUCUGGAAAGAGGAUAGAAGGCAGUCAGGUGGUUUUCUUCUCGACUUCUCAAGGGUAUGUUCACAAAAGGGGCAGGAGAGGAGCUUUCGCUGGUUCUCCCUGCCAGAGGGCUCAUUGGAUGAUUGGCUAUAGCAUAUUCUCUUGCCACUAGUUCCAGUCUUAGCUUUGGAGUGGAGAAGGGAAGGGGACAUGAUGGGGGACAGCUAAGCCGGUGGUUACUCCAUCCCACUGUGAAAAAGGAUUUCCCUUCAAAUUGACAUCUAAAUGCCCAGCAGCCCUAUAAAAAGGGAUCUAGUGUUGAUCCCUGCAAUCGAGGGUCCUAUGCCUGACCAACCCAACCAUUUUAUUUAGACUACGUGUGAACUUUGGAAUCAUCUCUGAAACUGCCGGUGCUAGCUGCUCCAGAACACAGCGUCUGUUGUAACAAAACUACUGCCAACUUCUGCUUAUUCUCCAGGCUUUAGCUCACUCGGGGCCUUUGCUAAUCUUUGUGCAUCCCAACAUCCCUCUCCUGUCUUCUUCUCCCCACAAUCUAGGCCAUCUGAAUCCCCACCUCCUGGUGGCAGGGACAUAAAAGGAAAUCCAACUCACUCUUUGGUGCAGGGGUUGGGGAAAAGCUUGGGCGCAGAAGCUUGGGAAAAAGUCUGAGGGCUCUGAAGGAUUUUUCAUCCUUCUUGGGUUUAUCUAUUGGCAGGAAGCACCAAACCCCACUUGCUGUGUGUCAUUUAUCCCUUUCCUUUCCUGUGCCAAAGCCACUGCUCUCUUGGGCUGAAAUGGCCAGGUAGGCACUGAUCCACCCCAAAUAUGGAAUCAGGGGCAGAAGGAAGCUACCCAGCUAGGACUGCCCCCCACCACGUAUUCCUGGCCACUCAGCAGCAUGGACUUCCAGCCAGCAUGACCUUGGAUUGGUCACUUUUAGGUGCCUCCUUAAAGACUGACUCUGAUCAAGUCUGUCAAUUUUUAAACUAUGAAAAUUGCAUUACCCCUAUGCAUUUGUAUAUUCUAAUUCUUACUGUGUUUUUUAAAUGUUUAAAAUAUUUGCCUCUAGUAUUCUCAUUUCUAACCUUAUAUAUAGUGGGUUGUAGUUUUGUACAUACCUAUUCCAUGCACCGUGUCAGAGCAAAUUUGGUUAAAAAUCCAACACACUUGUGAUAAACAAAUGGGUUUCUCUUUGGACCUAAAACUACAAUACUUGAUUGUAUUGACACAUCAAUAAAAUCUAUUAAAACCGUA
This is a messenger RNA of Antechinus flavipes (yellow-footed antechinus), 5385 nucleotides long. It is a transcript of the gene COL8A2, whose product is annotated as collagen type VIII alpha 2 chain. NCBI's taxonomy places the organism in Eukaryota, Metazoa, Chordata, Mammalia, Dasyuromorphia, Dasyuridae. Gene Ontology annotation, molecular function: protein binding. The record is from RefSeq and is a predicted model, not a curated record. The coding region runs from base 768 to 2873 and encodes 701 amino acids. The transcript is spliced from 4 exons.